Molecule: messenger RNA, 603 nt
Organism: Aureobasidium pullulans EXF-150
Lineage: Eukaryota; Fungi; Ascomycota; Dothideomycetes; Dothideales; Saccotheciaceae
Exons: 3
Coding region: 1-603 (200 amino acids)
Source: RefSeq, a predicted model, not a curated record
AUGGCCACCUCAACUCCUUCGGACCUCCCAACUAACAGGAAGACCGCUUGGUCUCGAAAGGUCCUCAUUCCACUAUGGACAUUGCAGAUUGCAGGCGCGCUUUUAACCAUUGGUGGCUGCAUGUGGUACCUGGGCGACUACGAUGGCGAGUUCGGCUUGUCAUAUAGCUAUACCUCGAAUUUGGAAAUACACCAUCUUUCUCGUGCAACAUUCGGAUACGUUUCAGCGGUCAUUCUGAUUUUUCUCUGGGCCAUUGCUCUAGCGAUCAUCGCCUUCCAAAUCGUCAGAUAUCACAGAAAGAAUCUCCCUGCCAAAACGAUGCUCACUUCGCAAUACAUCCUCGGUGUUUUCGCGACUAUCUGCUUCCUGAUCGAGUUCCUUGGACUGUUUGGGAUAAUCCGCGGUGGAUAUAAAACGUUCUACGACUUUCUUGGAGUUGUCAUUGCCACAUUGACUAUCUGGGGCACUAUGAUAUACACCGGUGUCAUUCGUCAUCGACGCAAGCUGGCAAAGAGAGAGUCCAAGAAUACGUAUGGCAUGACGGACUUUGACGGAGAAGCUGGUCCAGGCAAGAACAACGCAAGAGUCGAGGUUGUCAAUUAG